This is a messenger RNA of Ostrinia nubilalis (European corn borer), 2446 nucleotides long. Its product is annotated as apyrase-like. The transcript has 11 exons. Gene Ontology annotation, biological process: AMP catabolic process. NCBI's taxonomy places the organism in Eukaryota, Metazoa, Arthropoda, Insecta, Lepidoptera, Crambidae. Bases 148 to 1767 code for a protein of 539 amino acids. Gene Ontology annotation, molecular function: 5'-nucleotidase activity. Gene Ontology annotation, cellular component: plasma membrane. The record is from RefSeq and is a predicted model, not a curated record.
CGUACUUGUACAGUCGUCUCAGACUUGUUGUUGCAAAACCUCGUCUAUUGCAACUACAUACGGUUGUAGAGUGUAACUUGACGUGCCACUGAACACUUUCCUUAAAACUUCAAGGCUGACAAAGUUGUCAGUUGCGCUGUUAACUCAAUGAUGACUGUACGCGUGUUAGGGCUUGCCUUGUGGCUGUCGUGUGUUAGCAGUGCGGUGAUCAACAAUGAUUUGUACAGACUGGACAUAGUGCAUUUCAACGACUUUCACGACAGAUUCGAAGAAACGACAGUGCAAUUCCCAGUAUGCAAGACCAACGACGACGCGUGCAUAGGGGGUUUCGCUAGACUGUACUUCGAAAUCAAGAAACUGCUCAGUGAGAAGCAGAAUCCACUGCUCCUGAACGCAGGAGACGUGUUCCAAGGGACGUACUGGUACACGCUGCUGAAAUGGGACGUGGAGCAGAAGUUCAUGAAUUUGAUGCCGGUUGACGCAACUGCCUUAGGUAACCACGAGUUCGACGAUGGACCAGCGGGCCUAGCACCGUACCUUGCGGCACUCCGCAGUCCAGUAGUAGCCGCUAACCUGGACUCAACCAACGAAACUGCUUUGAAUGGACUGUAUAAACCGCACAUCGUGGUCGAGAAAAAUGGAAGGAAAAUUGGAAUCAUUGGACUUAUUACUACGGAUACUGCUAAAACAUCAAAUCCAGGCAAAAACUUAAAAUUCUUGGACCCAAUAGAAACUGUUAAGAAGGAAGCCCAGCUGUUGACUGAUGAAGGAGUCGACAUCAUCAUAGUGCUGUCUCAUUGUGGCUUGCUUCUAGACUUAAAAAUGGCGAAGGAGGUGGGAGAGAACAUUGACAUAAUAGUUGGUGGUCACAGCCAUAGCUUGUUGUGGAAUGGUACCUCUCCCAGUAAGGAGGUGGUGUCUGGGACAUACCCUGAAUUGGUUGAGGCUGACAACCUGCCAGGACAUAAAGUCGUGGUGGUGACAGCUUCCGCAUUUAGCAAAUACUUAGGGAAUUUAACAACGUACUUUGAUCGAAAAGGAAACCUGCAGUCUUUUGAAGCUUCCCCAGUGUUUUUGAACAGGUCUAUUCCAGAAGAUCAAGAAAUCAAAGGUCUUCUGAAGCCAUACAAAGAGAGCCUAGAUCGCAUAGUCAAUGAAGUAUUAGGCACCGCAACAGAUCUGCUGUGGGAUACGCCCUGUGGCAGCCGCGAAUGUGCCCUUGGAGAUUUGGUGGCUGACGGCAUGAGGGCUAAGGCAAUGGAGAGUGUAAACUCAACACUACCUCACGUGGCUUUUAUUCAACGCAAUAUGCUGCGCGGAUCCAUUUCCAAAGGAGAUAUAACAAGAGGUGGCAUAAUGAAUAUGUUGCCGUUUACAAACAAAUUCUGGACGAUGGAGUUGCAAGGGAAAUACAUUGUGGAGUUUCUUCAAAAGUGUUUGACAAGCAGUUGGGGGACUGACCCUUGGUCGGGUCCAUGGAUGCCUCAAAUAUCAGGUAUGCAAGUGACAUUGAACACUACAGACAAAUCCGUGGGGCCAGUGCUAGUCAAAGAGGGUCAGGAGUUUGUUCCCUUGAAGGAGGACAAGUACUACCAAGUCACCACUAUGCAUUUCAUAGUGAUGGGAGGCAACGGUUUCAAUAUGUUCCUAAACAACACGCGUAACUUGGUCAACCUUGGAGUCGACGCGAAGCUGUUUGAAAGUUACGUCAAAGAAGUCUCACCCAUUACUCCCAAAUUGGACAACAGACUUACUGUUCUUAGUUAAAUACAAUUAUAAAAUACGGGCACAUAAGCUACACAAUUAAAAUAAACUAAGGCUGGGUUGCACCAUCUUACUUUAACUUUAAUAAACGUCAAUCUAUCAGACUCCAUACAAAAAUCACCGGCUUUCGUUAGUUUUAAAGUUCGGUGGUGUAACUCAGCCUUAGAGCCAAAGCAUACGAUACGUUGCGGCGUCGCACCGCAAAGAUUUCGCCGUAACGUGCGACGUGGCGCCGCACCGCUCGUGUGCCCGCCACAGAUAUUUCUAUGUAAGACGACGCAGCGACACCGCUAAGGCGUCGCACCGUCGCCGCAACGCAUCGUGUGUUUUGGCUCUUACCUAUCUACGAUACGUAAACUACGCUUAUGAUCGACAUCGAGUACAAUAAGUAGGUUUUUUAAUAACGUAUUACUAUUUUUUUAAAUUUAAUUUUAAAUUAAAAAUACUGUUAGUGCAAAUUACGAAUGACAUAAGAUGUAAAAUAAGCUAAUCAUAAUAUAAUCUAAGUAGAUCAAUUUAGCUAAAUUUCUUUAGUUGUGAUCGCUUAAAUAAUUGAUAUGCAAUAAUAAAUGUAAAUUAAUUAUUAUUUAAUACCAACAAACUUGUUAGAUACAGAAGUACGAAACCUAGAAUAUAAUUUCAAUUCAAAACGGUUGUGAAUAUAAUGUUAAUUAAAAAUAGU